AUGACCACAGCUUCAGCAACAGGCGCGAUUCGCAACGCCUCCGCAACGCCUCCGCAACGCCUCCGCAACGCCUCCGCAACGCCUCCGCUCGCAGAAGGUGCAGCCCCUGCCGUUUACCCGCACACACCGCGGGCAGACGCAGCAACAAGAGCAGACCACGCUGGACUGACCAUUCACGCGGGCUGGAGUGAGGAUUACUCUGGGAUCCAAGGCGCAAACGAUCACCGCUGUUUUGGAAUAUCCUCACCUUAA
Messenger RNA from Knipowitschia caucasica, 252 nucleotides. The record is from the annotation of a GenBank genome assembly. Lineage: Eukaryota; Metazoa; Chordata; Actinopteri; Gobiiformes; Gobiidae.